Penicillium cataractarum is the source of this 393-nucleotide messenger RNA. RefSeq lists its product as uncharacterized. NCBI's taxonomy places the organism in Eukaryota, Fungi, Ascomycota, Eurotiomycetes, Eurotiales, Aspergillaceae. The transcript has a single exon. Bases 1 to 393 code for a protein of 130 amino acids. The record is from RefSeq and is a predicted model, not a curated record.
AUGCAUGAAUACGUUAUUGACGGACUAUUAGCCGUCACCGCUCUUCACAUGGCAUCCUUGAAGGCUGAAGAGUCGUCGUACUGGUUUAAAGUUUCUCUCACCUACCAAUCCCGUGCAACGGUCGGCCUAAGGCAAACCCUAGAUAGCACUUCCAGGGACUUCCAAGCAGCUUUCGCUGCCUCGGCUCUGAUCGUCGUCAUGGUUAAAGCUUCUCCCAUUUUCCGCAAGGAUGAAAACCCCACUAGUCUGCUACAGGAAGUCAUGACAAUUCGAUCUAUUCUUAAGGGCUGUGAGGUGAUUUUCUCUCAUAUAGCCCAUACCAAAGAGGGCGAUAGCAUUUCAUUGAUACGUCGAGAUGGUAUGCACGAAAAGGUGACAAUUUCAGAAGGGUAA